UGGGAGUCUGGUCUGGAAGGCAGCGGGACAACCAGUAGAAGUCGUCCUUGAGUUGUUGCUGACUGCAGAGGAAUAAUUGAAGUAACGUUUUAUUUAUCAUAGAAUAUCAACUCAUUUGAAUCAUAAAUAAGGCUCAGAGGUUUUAUUUUCUCGGUAGAGUUUCACGCCAGAUACAGGAAAAGCAAAGGUAUCAAAUAAAUGCGUUCUUCCACCGACCGGCGGAACAUUGCUGUGGGACCCAGGAAUGGAGGGGCAACGGUGAAGGGAGAUACCCAGAGAGUCCGCUCACCUGACCAGAGCCAAAAUGACCCAUUGGAGGACGACGUCCAGGCCUUUCUUAUUGACGAGGACCAGCUGCACACUUUUGAUGACCUCACCAAAGUGAACCCUGUGACUCCAGCAACAGUGCUAAAAUGCCUGCAGGCCAGGUACAAUUCGAAGGUGUUUUACACCCACGCCGGCUGCACCUUGGUGGCUCUCAACCCUUUCCAGCCCAUUCCAGACCUGUACUCUGUGGAGGUGAUGAAGGAGUAUCACUGCGCUACUCAGCCUCAGGAGUUCAAACCUCACAUCUUUAUUGUGGCGGAGGAGGCUUACAGGAACAUUCAGGGUCAGCUGGAGCCAGUGAACCAGUCGCUGGUUGUUAGCGGUGAGAGCGGAGCCGGGAAGACAUGGACGUCUCGCUGCCUGAUGAAAUACUACGCCACUGUGGCAGCCUCUGCCCAGGCCGUCAGCAGUCAGGACGCGGUGGAGAGGAUCGAGAGGAGAGUGUUGGACUCCAAUCCUCUGAUGGAAGCUUUUGGCAACGCUUGCACGCUGCGCAACAGUAACAGCAGCCGCUUUGGAAAGUACAUCCAGCUGCAGAUGAACAGAACUCAGCUGCUGGUCGGCGCUUCAGUGCAAACGUACUUGUUGGAGAAGACCAGGGUGGCCUGUCAGCCAGCCAAUGAGAGGAACUUCCACAUCUUCUACCAGAUGAUGAAAGGAGCCACAGAUGAGCAGAGAACAGACUGGAAGAUGCCACACGAUCAGUGUUUUGUGUGGCUGCCGAAUUGUGAAAAACAAAUUGAGGAGGAUGGUUUUCUUGAAACCACUGAGGCGAUGGUUCACCUCGGAAUUGAUGCAGAAAGGCAAAGACAGAUAUUUAGGAUUUUAGCGGGGAUUCUGCAAUUGGGGAAUGUGAGUUUCUGCUCUUCAACAAAUGAAUCCCAACCCUGCGACCUUCACCAAGACUCUGAAGACUUCUUGCAGAGAGCCGGCGAGCUGCUGGGCGUCCCAGCGGAGGAGCUCUGUAGGUGUCUGAGAGUGAGGACGCUGAAGGCGGGGAAGCAAAAUGUUCUGAAGCCCUGUUCCCAAGCAGAGUGUGGAGUGAGGCGGGACUGCCUGGCCAAGGUCAUCUACGGCCAAUUAUUCGAGUGGUUAGUGACGUUCAUCAACAGCUGCAUAUGCGCCGACCAGUCCAAAUGGUGCAACUUCAUAGGCGUGCUGGAUGUGCACGGCUUCGAGUGUUUUCACAUCAACAACUUGGAGCAGCUGUGCAUCAACUACGCCAAUGAGAAACUGCAGCAGCACUUUGUGGCCCAUUACCUCCGAGCUCAGCAGGAAGAGUACGUGUCAGAAGGCUUGGAGUGGUCCUUCAUUAAAUACCAAGACAACCAGAGUUGUCUCGACCUUUUAGAGGGAAGCCCUGUCAGUGUGUUUUCUCUUCUUAAUGAGGAGAGUCGUCUGAACCGAGCCUCGGACUCGACAGCGCUGAGGGGUCGCCUGGAGAAGGAGCUGGGCGGCAACGACAACAUCUGCUGGGACAAGUUCAGCACGGUGCCGCACUUCACUGUGACCCAUUACGCGGGCAAAGUUAGGUACCAGUUAGAAGGCAUGGUGGAGAAAAACAAGGACCCGGUGCCACCAGAGCUCAUUGGCCUGCUUCAGAAAUCUGACAAUCUCCUUCUUCGUGAGAUCUUCUCCGACAAGGAAACUGAGAUUCCUCAUAGCAAGGGACUCGGUAGAGUCACAGUGAUCUCCAAGUUUAAGAACUCGCUGGAGAACCUGAUGAAGCUCCUCCUCACCACGGCUCCUCACUACACCCGCUGCAUCAAACCCAACUCCGACUGCAGGCCGCUCACCUUUAAGAACAGAGAGGUUAUUUCGCAGCUGGAGGCCUGUGGGAUCGUGGAGACCAUUCACAUCAGCGCUGCAGGCUUUCCAAUAAGAAUUCCUUUGAAAAGCUUCGUUCAGCGUUAUGGACCGAUCGGGAAAUGUUCAACGUCAAGUCCACUGGAUGCUGAUCCCGACGCCGACGGCGCCGACGUUCUUCAGCAGGAGGUGGAGAAGCUCCUCCGGGUGGCGCUCCAGCAUAAUGUGUCGUGUGACGGACGCAGGUCGUUGGUGCACUGCGGGAAGACAAGGGUCUUCCUCACCCAGCCAAUGCUCGACCUGCUGGAGGAUCGCAGAGGGAAGAUGCUGUCUCGGUGUGCCUUCACCAUUCAGUGCUGCUGGCUGCGACACCAGCGGCGCCGACGCCUCGCCCGCCGGCAGUCUGCCACGUUAAUCCAAGCAGCUGUGAGGUCCUGGCUGGUCAGGAAGCAGAUCCGGAGGUGGAACGGAGCGGCCUCAGUGAUCCAAAACACCUGGAAGAAAUGGAGGGCGUUGUUGAAGUCCUUGGCUGAAGCAGAGCUUGACGAUGCGGCGGACCUGGCGGCGGACGACAGCCCGGCGCUGAGCGCUGUCGUCAGGCAGCGGGGCUCCGUGCAGCUCUCCAGCUUCCAGGAGCCCGUUCCGGUGCGCGGCUGGCCCAUGGGCCUGGCUCUGGCCUCGGCACCCUCCAUCACCGUUUCCCUGACGGCCACGGGCUUCCAGAAGAUGAUUUCCGUGAUGACCUCCCUCAACCUGCCGUCCAGGAGAGGAGAGUACAAGGUGGAGACCAACCAGUACAAGCAGGGGCUCGCCUCCAUUCGGGCUCGGCCCAGGGGAUCUGUGAAACUGCACUAUCAGCGUUCGCCCCUUCUGUAUGCUGACAUGCAGCCGGACCUGAAGAGCAACGUGACGGGGUUCAACGAGAUCCUGCUGGAGAAGACUUUAUAGUAACUUCAGUUGAAACGGUUUACUUAAAAAAAGACAUAUAUAUAUAUAUAUAUAUAUAUAUAUAUAUAUAUAUAUAUAUAUAUAUAUUUUAUGCUCCUCUGCAUCUUUUGUGGAACACUAAAUCAAACAAUUUUUUUUGCCAAAAUACCAAUAUUUGUAAAAGUUAAGUGGUCCAGAUGGAUAAACACAGCAUCAAUUCACAAAAAUAUUAUACACAUUUGAGAUUGUUUUUGGAGCAAUAUUUAUAUGUGAUUCAUAUCUAAAAUAUAUAAAUUAUGAUUAUUUUAAUUGUAGCAUUUUUUUUAAUCAAAACCAUAAAAACCAAUCUGGUUGCAGUUCCUACAAUGUCCUGAAGAUGGCACAAUUUUAGCACCGUAUAGAGUCAAAGCGCCGCUGCCUGCAUGAGAUUAUGUCUGAGCCCAUUAGGCCUUACGGAAAAGCUACAUUUGAUUCAUUUAAGAAAUUACAUUCCAAAAGAAUAAGCAGUCAUGUUGGGAAUAAAACGCUUGGAAUUUUUUAAAAUUUGUGUUUCAAAUUAAAAACAUUGACAGAUGACUUACAAGGAGACACUUGCAUGAAAUUCACUUGGACCAAAGUCUUUUUUUUGUGCAUUUAUGCGCAUGCGACAGCUUCAUUCGUCUGACAGUGUAACUGUUAGGCAUUAUGAAAUUCAGUUUUAAUAAAAGAAGUGCAAUAUAUUUAUAUGCUUUAUCUCCAGCAUAUUUUCCAUUACAUAACAUUAACUGACAGCUUUGGCUCAGAAAAUAGGGACUUACAUAUUUACUAUAUAGCUUAGUGCAGUUUGUCACAUUAACGCCACAAACGUCUAUGAGCAUAUAGUGCUGGUCUGCCUUAGAAAAUUUAUGAAAUCCACAGAACUUUGUGGCAACAUGCAGAAAAGUUAUGUUCUUCCGAUUCACUGCAUGCAUGAAAUAGAUUUACCAUUUGUGGUAAUGUUGCUGCUCUUGGAAACAAAGUCUUUCAUAUACUAGAUCAACGAAAUGCCUGUAAAUGUAAAAUACAAUAUACCAAAGAGUUUUUUUGUCUGGAAAAGGUAGCUGGUCUGUUCUAAACUUUCCAGUUUUUAGCCUCCAUAAAGCACUGAUAAACAGCUUUGACUCAGUAUAUGUAAAAAAAAUAAAUUCCUUUUCAUUUCAUUCAGAUGCAGAUUCAUGAAAAUGUCAUUUAUAAUUUAGUUCAAUCAGCCGUUUUUCUCAGGUACAAAGGGAUCCAUGUAUACAAACUUGAAUCACACAGUCACAGUUUAAUGUUAAUUUGUAAAAACAUAUUUUAUAUAACUGUUAAAUGUCAAUAAAUUAUUUGUGCA
Molecule: messenger RNA, 4408 nt
Organism: Gambusia affinis (western mosquitofish)
Lineage: Eukaryota; Metazoa; Chordata; Actinopteri; Cyprinodontiformes; Poeciliidae
Product: unconventional myosin-XIX
Exons: 24
Coding region: 199-3081 (960 amino acids)
Biological process (GO): vesicle transport along actin filament; actin filament organization
Cellular component (GO): cytoplasm; actin cytoskeleton; myosin complex
Molecular function (GO): actin filament binding; microfilament motor activity; ATP binding
Source: RefSeq, a predicted model, not a curated record